AUGUGCGGUAUUUUGUGUGAAAUCUUAUUUCAUCCCAGUAGCAGUAUUACCAAAGAUGAAGAAUUAAUAAAACGUCUUAAAAACAGAGGUCCUAAUUGUGUCCAAUUGUGUUCUACUCAAGUCAGCGAAGAUAUAACACUGUUUUUCUGUGGUGCUGUUUUAUGGACUCAAGGACCUAACCUCACCAAACAACCUUUGCAAGAUGAUAAAGGUGUCCUUCUUUUUAAUGGCGAUAUAUUUGACCUCGGGUGGAAUAAAAAUUAUAGUGAUACGCAGAUAAUAAUACAAAAGUUUACAGAAUGUUUAUCAGACAAUGACAUCAUAAAUGUGAUAAAGUUACUAAAAGGUCCUUUUUGUAUUGUAUAUUAUGAUAAAUUACUAAAAACUAUAUAUUUCUCGAGGGACAGGAUUGGUCGAGGAAGCUUAUUGUUGCAUAAAUCGGAACAAUCCAUAACUAUAAGUAGUGUAUUAGGUAGAAAGUACCCAUGUGUAGAAAUACCAUCACUAAAUAUUCAUAAAUUAAAUAUAGAAUCCCAAGAAAUAUCAACAUUCAAUUGGCAUAAUGAAGAUUCCAGAACCUUCUCCGUUGAUAACUGGUAUAGCACAAUUCAAAUACACCAAACUUUACCUGAUGAACAGUUUAGAUUUGAAGAUGACAUCUUAGAAGAUCUUAAUGAUGAGGAUGGAGUAAUUGAUUAUAUCAAUCAAAUCUCUAAAAACUACACAUGUAAGCAAACAAUUUUGAAGGAAAUUUUGAAACAAGAAAUUAUUUUAAAGAUGGUGCAAUCAAUAUUGCUUUUAUUAGAGCAAAGUGUAAAAAUUAGAUUAGAAACACACCCAAAUAAAUGUAAACAGUGCCUGAAUACUGUUAAUGAGUGCUGCCAUAGCACGGUUGGUAUUUUGUUUUCUGGGGGAUUGGAUUGUACUAUUUUAGCAUACUUAGCAGAUAAAUAUGUACCAGUAAACCAACCUAUUGACCUGAUUAAUGUUGCCUUUAAAACUGAAAAUGGUACUUAUGAUGUUCCCGAUAGAGUUACUGGCAGACAAUCAUAUAAUGAACUUAAACAAAAAUGUUGCUCUAGAAGAUGGGUAUUCCAUGAAGUUAAUGUUGAAAAGAAAGACUUAGAAAUAUCCCAAUCUCAUAUAAUAGCUGACCUUGUGUAUCCCAGAAGAACUAUACUAGAUGAAAGUUUAGGGACAGCACUGUGGUACGCAGCAUGGGGUAUGGGCCACACUGUGUCUCCAUGUAGAGUUCUUUUACUUGGAUCAGGAGCAGAUGAGUUAUUUGGAGGAUAUACUAGACAUCGUAAUGCAUAUAAGCGCCAAGGGUGGUCUGGCUUAAGAAAAGAAAUGAUGCUUGAUUGGAGCAGAAUAUCUUACAGGAACCUUGCGAGGGACAAUAGAGUUAUAUGUGACCAUGGUAGAAUACCAAGAUUGCCAUAUUUAGAUGAGGAAUUCUCUUCUUUUAUUUUAAAAUUGAAACCUUGGUUUAAGUGUUUUCCUAGUGACCAAUUAGGAAUGGGUGUAGGAGAUAAAUUAAUGCUGAGAUUACUAGCAAUGCACCUCGGAUUAAUAGAUGUCGCUAUAUUACCAAAACGGGCUCUUCAAUUUGGAACAAGGAUUGCAAAUAAGAAACAAAAGGGAAAUGAUAUUUCAAAACAUUUACAAUAA
Molecule: messenger RNA, 1671 nt
Organism: Pieris macdunnoughi
Lineage: Eukaryota; Metazoa; Arthropoda; Insecta; Lepidoptera; Pieridae
Source: the annotation of a GenBank genome assembly